Drosophila subobscura is the source of this 344-nucleotide messenger RNA. RefSeq lists its product as uncharacterized. Bases 129 to 299 code for a protein of 56 amino acids. The record is from RefSeq and is a predicted model, not a curated record. The transcript has 2 exons. Lineage: Eukaryota; Metazoa; Arthropoda; Insecta; Diptera; Drosophilidae.
UGCACGUUAGGUGUACCCAUACCGAGUCAAUUGGCCGCCGAUUUGAUUUUUGCCUGAUUUAGUGCUCAGUGCUCAAAGAACUUUCAACAAAUUUGCACGCUCGACAGGGGAUAGCACUGAGAAGAAUAAUGGGUUGUUGUUUGGCCACAAGUAAAUCUGUGGAUUUACCUCCAGUUCCCCCGGCAGCGGGCAAGCAGCGUUCCACGCUGCCGGAGUUCCCUGUGCCCACCACAUCUGCCCCAGCAAGAGGAGGAGGAGGACCCAUUGGCGUUACGAAUGCAGCUCUGGAGGAUGACUAGCUAGCCAAUUUUCAACUCAAUAAAAUGGAAUCGAUUACGUAGAAG